This is a messenger RNA of Cuscuta epithymum, 6223 nucleotides long. NCBI's taxonomy places the organism in Eukaryota, Viridiplantae, Streptophyta, Magnoliopsida, Solanales, Convolvulaceae. The record is from the annotation of a GenBank genome assembly.
CUACGCCUGAGAUCUCUCACCCCCUUCAUCUCCAAGUUGCUAUCCACCAUAGCUAUUUAUUAGCUUCUCAUUGUCCGUACACUGCCAGAGCUACUCUUUCAUGCUGGAAAAACUAUUCAAAUUCCCGAUCAAAAAAUUUCCAAAACUGUCAACUCUCAGGAGCGCUAAUGCAUCUCAUCUGGUCUAAGUGUGCGUAAAAGAUAGGAACUUUGAGAUACUGUGAGGUUAGGGCUUUGCAACCUUUCAUGUUUUGGGCAGUCAACAUAAGAAACUAACCAGCGGGGUGGGCUUAUCAGGGUAGAGAGGAAUCAGAGCAUAGCUAGAUUUCUUCAGACGCUUGGAAUCAAUCUAAUUCAUGACCUAGCUGUGAGUGGUGAGCUGCAUUAGUAAUCCUGCAAUGGCUUAUAAUAAUACUAUUAAUUCUUCAAAAGUAGAGCCAAAACGUUCCCAUCAGUGGUUCAUGGAUGGUAUUCAGCCAGAGUUACAUCCCAACAAGAAACAAGAUGUUGAUACAACAAACAAUCAAUCAUUCACUGCACUUCUAAAUUCAAAUAUCUUACCCUGGAUGAAUGUUUCCCAUUUGCAAUCCCUACCACAGCAGUGCUCUGAGAGCCUUUUAGAUGGUGGUGUGAUCAGAGAAACCAUCAGCUAUGAUGACAAAAAUGUUAUGCCAAUUGGCUUUGGCACCAAGAGCAUGCCUACAAUGUCUAUGGAGGGUUCCUGUGGAUACGAUUCUUCAAUUGGUUUAUCGAUAGUGUCUGAGAGGAUGGAGCACCCUAGUUUGAGCAUAAACUAUAGAGGGAUUGGAAAAGCUAAAGAUAAACUCAUGCCUGUGACAAUGGGUGAUAACUUUGCCAUGGGAGUUGACAGCAUUGUGGCACCAGCUGGUGCCAUGGCAUCAUCCAUGGGACUCUCUUUCAAAAGAUCUUCUGCCAAUAUGAUGUCAUUUGGAGACACAUAUCAUAGAGAAGAUAGUAAUUUUCUAUCUGCGCGUCAGCAUCUUAUUGGCAAUAAUAAAAUAAACACUGGUGAAUUGAUAGGUAGCUCCAAGGAGAAGGAUUAUUAUAUGUCAAAUAAUCAAUCUUUUUUCAAUAAAGACAAAACCAGUAUUGCAGCGCUUGGUCAAACCUCCAACAGAGAAGAUAGUAACAUCACAUCAAUGAGUUUCAAUAAGACACCUAACUGCUUGACAACAACUGCGAAAGUUGAUAACAAUAAUAUUCUAAUGAGUCACUCUUUCCGCAGAGGGGAAGGCCACAAUAUCAUAUCAUUUGGUGGGUUUGACAAAUGUGAUGAUGAUGCUUUGGGGAAAAUAUCAGAAAACUCAAGUGAAAAGGGGUUGGGUCAAUCUAAUGUAGAUAUACUUGAAGACACUUCCCCAACUGCUGCUGUAAUAGGUGUGGCUGAUUCUAAAAAGGAUGAGCAAAAGGCAAAUAAAAAGUCUUCUCCAAAUAGUUUCCCUUCAAAUGUUAGGAGCUUACUGUUAACUGGUAUAUUUGAUGGAGUUCCGGUUAAGUACAUUGCAUGGUCACGGGAGGUAUAUUUGACUUUUCAUUAUUAUUUCCAAUUUAUAUAUCAUCAAUUGACAGUUUUUGCACUACAUGUUAGAAGGAGCUUCGUGGUGUUAUAAAGGACACUGGCUAUCUCUGUGGCUGUCAGUCAUGUAACUUCUCCAAGGUUGCUCAACUACCAAAUUUUUCAUAUCGGGAUUCUUAUGCGUGCUUUGAUUUUUUUUAUAUUCUCUAACUCUUCAUGAUGUAGACAAUUAAUGCAUAUGAGUUUGAGCGUCAUGCUGGCUGUAAAACAAAACACCCAAAUAAUCACAUUUACUUUGAGAAUGGGAAAACAGUUUAUGGGAUUGUACAAGAGCUCAGGAAUACACGGCAGGAUUUGCUGUUUGAGGUUAUUCAGACAAUCUCUGGUUCCCCUGUUAACCAAAAGUCUUUUCAUAUCUGGAAAGGUUCGUUAGUGACUUGUAUAUUUUGUUUUUAUUCUAAUUUGUUUUUGUGAUUUGUGUCAUUCUGUUAGGGGCCCGGCCCAAAUAGAGUAUAAUAAAAAUAAAGUCUAGUAUAAAUAGAAUGGGCUGGGGGGAAAGGGAGGUAGGCUGUUUUGUAGACUUUGACUUUGGGACUUUGGGAGAUCGAGAACUAUUCUCUUUCUUUGGGGGGCUUCGGCUCAUUGGGGGCUUCGGCCAUUCUUGUUACCGAUUCAUCGAUAAUAAAAUCUUCUUUGUUUUCUUGAUUCUGUUUUACCAUUUCUCUGUGGAUUGUUGUGAAUUUCUGGAGGAUCCUAUCAAUUGGUAUCAGAGCGUGUUCGAUCGCUGGAUGAGAUAUACGCGCGCCAAAAUGGAAGCCAGAAUGAAUGAGGUGGAGCGAAGCAUGGUGGAUAUUGGAAGAAAUCAAAGAGAACUGCAAGAGCAACUGGAUCGGAGGAUGCGUGAAUUGCAGAGUAACCUGGCGGACAACCUGGCCGAGAAAUUGGCCUCGAUUCAGACAUCGAUGCAAGCGACGAUGCAAGCGAACUUGGCGGAAUUUCAGAAGAACCUCGCUAGUCGAUCGCGAAGCCUCUCUCACCGAUCAUCUGCAUCGCAUCGAUCAUCUACCUCGCAUCGUACUUUGCAUCAUCACCAUUCGCCGCACCAUCACCCUUCGCAUUACCAUCACCAAUCGCGACAUUCAGCGAGUUCUGAGGAAUCAGAAAGGAAUGACAACUAUUCACCACCGCGUCGCCACCAUCCUCGUUCACUUCACCAUCAUCGUUCAACUCACCAUCAUCGUUCGCGGCAGUCAGCUAGUCCAGAGGGAUCGGAAAACAAUUCCGACUAUUCUCCUUCACGUCGACAUCAACACCGCGAUCACCACAGGUAUCAUCGAUAUCAUAAACCGAUAGGCAGAAAGAUUGAUUUACCUCUUUUCAAGGGGGAAGACGCCUUCGGUUGGCUGGUUAGAAUGAACCGAUACUUCCGCUUGAAUCAAACUGAAGAGGAACAGAAAAUUGAUGUUGCUGUAGUUGCUAUGGAGGACCAAGCUCUGAGCUGGUUCCAAUGGUGGGAAGGCCAAGCACGACACCAAACCUGGGAGCAGUUUACCAGAGAUUUAACUCAGCGAUUUCAGCCUGAAAUGGUGCAGAAUCCUCUGGGGCCGUUGUUUAGCUUGAAGCAGAAGGGAACCGUGGCAGAUUACAGAAAUAAGUUUGAAGUGGCCAUGGCAUCACAAAAGCAUCUAACUGAGGAAGUUUUGAGAGGAGCAUUUCUAAAUGGUUUGAAGCGUGAUGUUAGGGCUGAGCUGAAGCUGCAUUCUGCCAGAACAUUAGCAGCAGUCAUGAACACAGCAACAAGGAUUGAGGACAAGAAUUUUGAAACCUUAUAUGUCAAGAAUAAAGAGGAGGAAAGAAAGAAGGUGCAGAAUGGAAAUCAGAAAUGGGGAGAUGGUUGUAGAGGGAGUUCUAGCUACACAACCAAGAAUUCAUCUGGCAACUAUUCAUUUGAUGAUAUGAAGAAGCAGGAAUCUUCAAACUCAGUUCAGCAGAUUACAAACCCCCGAUUAUCACAAGAAGAACUGCUUGAAAGAAGUAAGAAAGGACUAUGUUUCAAAUGCGGAGAGAAUUGGGGAAGGGGACAUGUGUGCAAGAUGAAAAAUUAUAAGAUAACCUUAAUGGAGCAAUCGGAGGGUGAAGUUGAUUCUGAAUUUGAAUCACUGGAAACUGGCAGGGAUAAGAUCACACCUCUAGAAUUGAAGACCAUGCAGUUUUCUUUAAGUGAUGAGAAAGAGAUAACCCCUGUGAAAAUCUUUAAGGUGAGAGGUAAACUGAAAUGGCAUGAAGGUGAAAGCACAGUAAAUGUACUCAUUGAUGGAGGCGCUACACACAAUUUUAUGUCCUUAAACUUGGUGGAAAAGUGGAGGAUUCCUUAUACUCCUUUUCAAGGGAAUAGGGUGCAGUUAGGGAAUGGGGAAUGUAUUCAAAUUGGUGGCAGGUGUGCAGGUAUAGAUUUGAAUGUGCAAGGAAUUGGUAUUCAUCAAACUUAUUACUUAUUGGAGCUGGGGAGCACGGAUUUAGUCUUGGGAAUGGACUGGCUAACAAGUUUGGGAGACACGGAGAUUAACUUCCAAAGUCAGACCUUCAAAUGGGAAAUACAAGGGCAGAAGGUGAUUCUACAAGGAGAGGACUCAUCUAGUGAACAGAACGUUGAAGGAGGAAGUGUUCAAAGGCAUGAAGUAGCUGUCCCCGAUGUUACAGCAAGCUGCAAUUGGGUCUUCCAAAAACCUGCGGAAAUCCAAGUUUUGGAUCAAAUUUUCUGGCCUCUAUGGAACUAUGCUGUGAAAUACGUAGAGGGAAAGAUGGAAGUAGUGAAGCUAAAGGCCCAGCAGACAAAUCAGUAUUGGAGAGGAAGGGGUGCUAGGAUGAAAGAGAAGAUAAAGACUGUGGCUGUGUCCUAUCACCCACCUUGAGGGCAAGGUGGAUGUUUAGGGGGGGAGAAUUGUUAGGGGCCCGGCCCAAAUAGAGUAUAAUAAAAAUAAAGUCUAGUAUAAAUAGAAUGGGCUGGGGGGAAAGGGAGGUAGGCUGUUUUGUAGACUUUGACUUUGGGACUUUGGGAGAUCGAGAACUAUUCUCUUUCUUUGGGGGGCUUCGGCUCAUUGGGGGCUUCGGCCAUUCUUGUUACCGAUUCAUCGAUAAUAAAAUCUUCUUUGUUUUCUUGAUUCUGUUUUACCAUUUCUCUGUGGAUUGUUGUGAAUUUCUGGAGGAUCCUAUCACAUUCAAGAAGCUCAUUCUUUCCUUAGAAUCAUUCCUUGCUGCUACACAAAAACUUCAGAGGAUAUACGCAAAAGGUGAAUGACGAGAUAUCAUAUUGAAAUAGUAGCAAUCGAAAUGAAAAGGUAUGUUAAGCUACCAAAUCUUCCUUGAUUUCUGUAGCAAAUAAAGUGUGUAAUAAACAUUACAUAAUUUGAGGGAUGGAUAAUCCAGCCUUCCAGGUUGCUCCCUGCACAGUCGUAACCAAGGUUUUAAAUAGCGGUAGCGGUAUCGGUCAUAGUGGUAGCGGCUAAUGCAGCCUCUACGAUGCAUAUAACGGUCGCUGCGGCGUGAAAUAUUUUCAAGUUAGCAGAAGAUAGGAAUAUCAUGAUUUAUUGUAUUUUUUAACAGAUCUAUUUAACAAUGCUAGCAAGUUGAUUUAAAGCAAACCAAACAACAUUUACACAUCACCCACCCCAUAAUUGAGUAUAGUUGACUGCAUGCAUGCAUCAUUCACGCAUUUGGGACUGGAGUACACCGUUGGGGUCGUGAUUGGAAUUCACACCGCAACAGCGGCUUGUAGCGGUAGCGGAGCCUACCGCAACCGCUAUAUAGCAGCCGCAAUAGCUGUAGCGGACCGGUAUUUAAAUCCCUAGUCGUAACAAUUUAUGUUUCAUGUUUACAUACACUUGAUUGAUUGUACGUGAAAUCUACUCUAUACAAAUGUGUUUUCGAGGGAUUUUUUCAAUUUCUCUUCAUCCCCCCAGAAGUAGUAUGCCGCACAUUUGAUGAGAACUUAAUAAUUGUAAAUACAUAAAGUAAAUCUUACAGCCUGUCUGAUAUGGGUUAAUUUGGUUGAAAAGGAAGAAGUGGUUAAACUUGCUGAAACUGUGGCUAUAUCCUAUAUUGAUUUAGUUUACUUAAUUAUCCAGUAAUGUAAAGAGUUUAACUUAAAUAUAGUAAUGUAGUUAAAGAAUACAAUAUCAGUGCUGUUUUAGUGUUUUUAUUCAAAUCAGCGGCUUCUUAAAACAUGGAGUACGCUGUUUCAAUGUCUCUCAUAUCUGACUGAACUGCUGGUUUUCAUGCUCUUGCAGCGUGGAGAAAAGCAAUAAAUUUGACACGUUUAACAAGCCGUCAUUUGUCACUCCGCCAGGAGAAUUAUUGACUUUUUAUACCCGUAGUACCCCCCCCCCCCUUUGUUGUUGUUGACUUUAUAUCCCUUGGCUAUUUCCAUGAACUUUACAGGACAUUUUGCAAGUGAUAUUCUGGGGCAACAUGGUGCAGAAAUGAGGAUUUUCCAUGCAAUUUGUUGCUACUAAUGUAAAAAAAAAAAUCUUUUUUCAUUAUUUUAAUUAUUUUUUUACUAAACCAUGAAAAGCAUUUAUGCUUAUCCUUUUUUAAGCUAGUUAUUAUUUGAAUGUGUAAAUUUCGUCCUUGAUAACAAAUGGAUGUAAAUUUUGAGACUUGAGUUAUGAUUUUGUACAUAGCUUCAUUA